This is a messenger RNA of Humulus lupulus (European hop), 2360 nucleotides long. RefSeq names its product cinnamoyl-CoA reductase CAD2-like. NCBI's taxonomy places the organism in Eukaryota, Viridiplantae, Streptophyta, Magnoliopsida, Rosales, Cannabaceae. The transcript has 6 exons. The record is from RefSeq and is a predicted model, not a curated record. The coding region runs from base 31 to 1011 and encodes 326 amino acids. Gene Ontology annotation, molecular function: oxidoreductase activity, acting on the CH-OH group of donors, NAD or NADP as acceptor.
AACUACAACAUUAAGAGAGAGAGAGAGAGGAUGAGUGGAGUAGGAAAGGUGGUGUGUGUUACUGGAGCUUCUGGUUACAUAGGUUCAUGGCUAGUGAAGGUCUUACUACAAAGUGGAUAUAUUGUCAAAGCCACUGUCAGUAAUCUAAGUGAUUCAAAGAAAACGGAUCACUUGGUUGCUCUAGAUGGAGCUGAAGAAAAACUUCAUUUAUUCAAAGCAAAUUUAAUGGAAGAAGGCUCUUUUGAUACUGCUAUCAAUGGAUGUGAUGGGGUUUUUCACACAGCUUCUCCUGCAAUUCUUUCAGCCAUUGACCCUCAAGCAGAAAUAAUAGAGCCGGCAGUGAAGGGAACACUGAAUGUUCUAAGGUCAUGUGCAAAAGCUCAAUCUUUAAAGAGAGUGGUUAUAACAUCUUCCUUUGCUUCAGUUUUAUUAAAUGGAAAAAAACUUGCCCCUGAUGUGGUUGUUGACGAGACAUGGUUUUCUGAUCCUGUUCUUUGUGAGAAUUUGAAGCUAUAUUAUCCACUUUCGAAAAUUCUAGCCGAGGAGGCUGCUUGGAAAUUUGCAAAAGAAAAUCAGAUCGAUUUGGUCACUAUUCAUCCAGCAUUAGCACUUGGUCCUCUCCUGCCACCAGUUAUUAAUAACAGUGUGGAGCUGAUUAUGAAUCUUGUUAUUAAUGGACCUCAAACGUUUCCAAUUAGUGUUUGUGGAUUUCUUGAUGUUAGAGACGUUGCAAAUGCACAUGUUCAAGCAUUUGAAGUUGCUUCAGCUAGUGGAAGAUACAAUCUAGUUGGAUGUGUUGCACACAUUUCUGAUGUUUUAAAGAUUUUAAAAGACCUCUACCCUGCUUUGAAUAUUCCUGAAAAAUGUGAAGUAGAGGCACAACCUCUAAUGCCAAAGUAUCAAGUAUCAGAUGUGAAAGCAAAGAGUCUGGGAAUCAAUUACAUUCCAUUGGAAGUGAGCUUGGGAGACACUAUAGAAAGCCUCAAGGAAAAGGGCUUUCUUAAUAUCUAAUAAUAUUUCAUUGAUAUAUAUAUAUAUAUAUAUUUAUAUAUCAGAAUUACAAGGCUUAUAUAAAUCAAUAAUGUAUCACCUUUUUUCUAGAGUCUAAAUGACAUUACAGAAUUGGCAAACACAAUUAGAGAACAGGCUAGUAAUCCAAAAUAACUGAGAUUAUGCAACUAAACAUAAAUAUAUAUAUAUAUAUAUAUAUAUAUUUAAUUAUACUUAAUAAAGCCUUAUUUUUGUUGACAUUGGAAAGAAAAAAGUACAAUGCAAAUCUGUAUUUUGAAUAUAUAAUUAGAUAAAACAACUACAAUAUUAAUUAGUCCUCAAGGCUAUGAAUAAAAACACAGAACAUAGAUCUUGAGAGAGUGUGUGUGAGAGAGAGUGAGGAUUAUUGGAGUAGGAAUGGCCCUAAGUAUAGUCCCACAUUUUGUAUGGAUAUCAUUUUUUUUUCUCUACAAAAGGCUCCAAAAUUGUUUAAAAAUACUAUUUUAUAUAUAAUUUUUUUUUUCAAAAUAUAUAUCAUAUAUUUUGAAUAGGACUCUUCAAGAUAUCGGGUCCUAAUUAAGAAAGGUGGUGAGAUUGCAUGGUUUGGUAAGAGUCCUGGUAAUAAAUCAAGACAAGAGCUAUUUACUCUCUAAAAUGAAUACGAUAAUAUAUUAGGAAUGAAUCGAAGAGGGACAUUAUUGGGUCAGUAGUUAGGUAUGGUAAUUGUGUAAUUUUUAGUCCAAUUUUACAUACACCUUCUCGCUAAAAAAUUUCUUCUCUCCAAAAGCUCUCUUCUUUCUCUCUAAGUGGCUGAACAGCCCAUGUGUUUUUCUAUGAUUUUCUUUCAUCAAUUUCCCCAUAAAUACUCAUAAUUCAUCUUUUUCUUCUAUACACCGUCUUCAGUGUACUUGUGUUUGAAGUUAGAGAAAAGUUAGACAAUUAAAGGUAAAAAUUUUAACUCUACUUUGUCAAAGUUGAGUAUAUACUGAUUUGUAGUAUUAUGGGAAGUGUUUUUUUUUUACUUAUGGACAUUCAAUAAUGGAAGUUUUAUUUGUCCUUGUGGCCAAAAAAAAUUAUUCUCGUUAAUGAUUCAUACGCACAAUUCUGAGUAGUUUAAAAAUAAAAUUAGAAGUUGAUCACAUUGGUGCAUGAUAACCAUAACACAAGUUGUUCUCUUUAGCUUCCUUUGCUCUAAAAGCUGUUACAUUAGUUGGUUAGUUGUAAAUCUGUUAUAACAGCUGAAGAUUAGAAAUUUGUUUUCUUUUAAUCAAUUCUUGUAAUACCUUGUAAGUACUCAGCUAUAAAUAAAAGGCAGUCCUCAUUUUUUUCUGGUUGUAAUAAGAACAACCUUCUGAGGAAUUUUACUCAAA